This is a messenger RNA of Cyprinodon tularosa, 4993 nucleotides long. RefSeq names its product nectin cell adhesion molecule 3b (gene nectin3b). The transcript has 8 exons. NCBI's taxonomy places the organism in Eukaryota, Metazoa, Chordata, Actinopteri, Cyprinodontiformes, Cyprinodontidae. Bases 41 to 1498 code for a protein of 485 amino acids. Gene Ontology annotation, cellular component: apical junction complex; adherens junction. The record is from RefSeq and is a predicted model, not a curated record. Gene Ontology annotation, biological process: heterophilic cell-cell adhesion; homophilic cell-cell adhesion.
CGGCCUCCCCCCUCCUGCCGGCCCAGAUGGUACAGUCCACAUGCGGUUCGGAGAUGUUGCUGAGGAGCUUCCAGUCUCCAGCGCUCCUCUGCCAGGGAUGCUUCGCGCGCUUCUCUUCACGAUGCUCUUUUCUGCGCGGAGCCGCGGCUCGCUGCUUUUCGUUCUCUUCGUCAUUUCAGGUGCCGUGUGCAGUCAGGUGGUGGUGCCUAAGAGAGUGAGAGCUGUGCUGGGAAAGAACGUGACUUUAGACUGCCGGGUGGAAUUUGGCACAAACCUUACUCUGACUCAGAGCUCCUGGGAGCGCCGCCUACCUACAGGCCCGGUCACGGUGGCCGUGUAUAACCCAGACCUCGGCACCUUCAUCCCUCCAGAGUACAUCAACCGCUUGCAUUUCCGCUCGCCCUCCUCUCAUGAUGCCACCAUAGUACUAGGAAACGUGGGCUUUUCUGACGUGGGGAUCUACACCUGUAAGGUGGCUACGUUUCCUCUGGGAAACACUCAGGCCUCUACCACUGUUAGUGUGCUUGUGGAGCCAAAGGUCUACGUUUCUGCUGGCUCAGCUGCCCUGAUCGAUGGUGGCAACGACACUGUGGUGGCCACCUGCAUCGCUGAGCGAGCCCGGCCCCCCGCCGAGGUGUCCUGGGAGUCCAACCUGUUCGGUCAGUCGGAGGUACAGCUGUUUGACGAUGUCAACGGCACAACCAGCACACAGGUGCGCUACAUCUGGCAGCCCACACGCCACAUCCAGGGCCACGCGCUGACCUGUGUGGUCCGUCACCCUGCCCUGCAGAGCGACUUCAGGAUCCCCUACCAGCUCAACGUGCAGUUUGCUCCAGAUAUAUCCGUUGUUGGUUAUGAUGGAGACUGGUACGUUGGCCGAGAGAACGUCCAGAUGACCUGCAAAGCUAACGCCAACCCACCGGCUCAUCACUUCAGGUGGAUCAGAUUGGACAAUGAAAUGCCAGAGGGCGUGGAAAUGAGAAACAACACUUUGCUUUUCCUUCGUCCUCUUCACCGGAACGACUCCGGCGUUUACAGGUGCGAGGUUGCCAACGACAUUAACCUCCGCAGUCGAGAUGUGCGCAUCCUCAUACAAGACCAGUCCCAAGCCGAGCGGUCCAACUCCAUCACCGUGGCCGGAGCUGUGAUGGGUGCAGUCCUCGCUCUCUUCCUCAUCGCCGUCUUCAUCAUUGUGGUUCUCACUGCUCGGAAAGCCCCUCCCGCCACCUAUACCGACAAAGUGAUUGACCUUCCUCCGACUCACAAGCCCCCCCCUCCGUAUUCGGAGAGAGCACCGGCUGUUCCUCUGGGAGUCCACGCAUCACAAGUGGCCUGGCUGUGUCAGGCCCGAAGAGGAGAGCAAAGGUUAGACCAGCGCCACCCCGCCGCAGCGAGACCCAGACCACCAUCAGAACGGCAGCGCCCCCACCUGGAGUGGGUAUGUCAUCAGAGCGGGACAGACCGGGUUUACAUCAACCAUCGUGAGCACUAUGUGUGACAGAUCUCCUGAACACAUUCCACCAAUCAGCGGCAGUGGCUCUGCCCGAGCAGCACCCAGCAUAUGAGCUUCACCUGAUGACCGGGACACAGGAGAGGGGGGGACUGGUGGCAGCAAUGGAGGGACAUUUCUCACCAUGCAGGCAGCUUUCAUAAUAUUUUACUGCAGAAUAACGGGAAAGAGUUGAGCAUUUAGAGGGAACAGCCUGUUCUUGAUGUGAGCCGUCUCCCUGAGACGCUGAGAAUGAGCAGCUCUAGACGAACAAACUGGGAAAGGAGGGAACAUCCAGUACCGGGCACUAAACGUCUCACUCUUCUUAUUUUGGAAACUAUUCGCCUUUUAUUUAGUAGAACGGAUCGUUUUAAUGAAAAUCUGUGUUUUUAAUUCUUUCUCUGACUUAUAAACAAUAGGGGUGUUUUUCCAUUAGAGUAUGCUGAUAUAUAACCGUAGGUUUAGGAUAAGUUUUCAAGCAGUCAAAAAGUUUUCAUCCCCUUUGAAAUGUUCUAACUUUACAAGCUCAGAACUUGGUGGAUUUUUAUGGGAUUUCAUCUAACAGACAAACACGAAGUGGAUCAGAGACGAAAUUUAAAUACAUGAUAUGUGAAAAAAAAGUAUUCAGCCUUUUACUCUGCUUUCCACAUCUAGAGAAGAGUUUUACCCAUUCCUCUUGGUAUAUAGAUUAACCUCAGUCCGGUUGGAUCAAAGAUACAAGAACAGUCUGGAUUGGAUUUACACAUGAACUUUGCCUAGGCCAGGCUUUACAAAAAAAAAAGCCUUCUGGAACAGAAACACAUGUAAAACUUUCAGGGUUGGGGUUCCUGAGGACCUGCUCAUUUGUAGCUCUAAUCUGUGUUUACAGUGUUCGAUCCUUGGUUUAAAUCUCAAGUCUUUAACGGGUUUUCCCUUUGGAUCGUUCCAUAUUUAGCUCUACCUUUCUACCAGCUUCCUGCUGAGAACAAUUCAUUUUAUAUCCCUACAGCAUGAUGCUGCCCCCACCAUGUGUCACCCUGUGGUAUUGGGUGUUAAAGCUACACUGUGUGACUUUUAGCCUCCAGUGAUGCCAGACCUGUAAAUUUAGCAACUGACAGCGCUGCAUUGUCACUAAAUGAAGGAGUCUGUGUCAGUGGAAUCUGAUAGGGGAGAAUUAUGGUGUUCCUGGUGAAGACUAGGCCACCUUCAUCAAUUAAAGGUCAGACCUGCAACUUUUUCAUCCAAAACAAUACAGUUUUCUAAAGUAGUACCUCCACAGAACAUGUAAAGCUGCACAGAAUAAAAGUUAAUGUUGCUGAAGAAAAAAAAGCAUAUUAAUCAUGUUAUGAUUCCAACAUUUACAUAAAAGGAUCCUCUACCAAUAGGAAAAGUGGGUUGAUGGAGCUUAGGUGUUGAUGGAUCAUAGUAGCUCCAUGAUAGAGCUGAGAAAUGGCCUAAGGAAAACAUCAAUCAGGCUUUGGAGCCUUGGUUCUGAAUUAAGGAAGCAAAGGGAAAGUUGUUGCUUUCCUUCUGAACUACCAAGUAUAGGAUCAAUCAGAAUACCUCAUAUUGUAGCUCUUAGCUCCUGUUCCUUUACCUUCCGUGAGGUCAACAAUAAGAACUCUAUCCAGGGUAGGAAAGGAGCCUUCAGCCCUACAGAUGUCCUUACACAUCAUACACACACAUGAAUGAUUGAGGUCAAUUGUGGACUACAGCCUUCUGGAAUGUAGCUAACUGCUGAAACUUUCUGUUAUAAAACCCAAACACAUGAAGCUGUGUACGUGAACAUGUCUUACACAGGACAGGGAAUAAAUAAAGGUUUUUGAUAGACUCCAUGGAGUGGGCUGUGCCUAAAUCUCCUGUCACGCAAAAGAUUGUGAGUCCAUAUAGCUCUCAGUGGCAGCUGGAGACAUCAGGAGGUCCCUAUGCUAAAUGAAUUGGUUCUAGAAAGCAUCCUGCUUUUCUCCUGCUCCUUCCUUACUUCCUUAAAUUCAGAUAGGACUUAUUAUGGUAACAGCUGACACAGUUCUACCAUGGUUUAAGUGUCCUUAUCGAUUUGAGGUAUUACGAUCAAGCCUUUAUGUUUAGUUUGAUGUAGCAAGCAUUAGCGGACCUGGCAACUGUCAGGUAAACAGUUCCAAAGGAGAAGAGGCGAGUGCGUUUUUACCCCUUACUGACAGGGAGGCAUUAACCUUUUAGCUAUCAGCUUUACAGCAUAUCCUCCAUCAGAGAACCAGAUAUAUUAUUAGGGUCAGAUCUAAGAACAAUUGUUAGCUAAAGCCUCUUUCCAGCUGAAAUUAGCAGGUUAACGCGUGUUUAUCAAACACCGGACGGCCUGCUCACAAUCAGCAUCUGGCUCCAUCUCCCUUCUCACUGGCUAAAAAAGUUGGCAGCUGCAUGGCCAGUAACUGCAUGUUUGCCUCUGUGUUGCCCUGCGAUGGACUGGCGACCUGUCCUGGGUGCACCACGCCUCUCGCCCAUAGACAGCUGGAGAUGGGCACCAACACCCCUCGUGACCCCGCUUGGGAUAAGCGUUGAUAGAAAAUGAAUGAAUAGAAAUACUGUAACAACAGUUAAACUUUUUCCACUAUAAACAUGUUAUACAGCUAUAGAAAGCUUAGAUUCUCCACAAUUAACCACAAAGUUAUCUCUAUGGACACCAUGAGCACCAAAGCACAGUUAAUAAAGAUAUAGCAGCAUGUUAAAUCUGAAUUUUUAAAAUAAAACUUUGACUUCCUACCUCUGAAACGUUCCUGAGGCUGUAUUAUAAAUCCAGUCUUAGAUUGUUUAUAUUCCAUUUGUCCAUAAGGGUCCACAGAUACAAGUAAUCCAGUAUAUUUGUAAUAAAAACACUCCAUAAUGAGAAAAUCGCCACAUAAAGUCUGUUUUUACCAUCAGAAAAGUUUGAUCCUUUUAGCUGAUGCUUUCCAUCCUGCUAAUCACCAUAGCUUCCACAAGUAAUUCAUUUCAGGAUUAUUUUGGGGGGAAUCAUAAGUGCAAGAAUGCCAUCCAUCAAUCAAAUCAUUUUAGAUGAAUCUGGACACUUAAUUUCGGAGAAAAUCCUCUUUUUAAUACCUGUAAUGGUGGUUGUGCCAUGUUCUGUUGUUUUUUUUGUUUUUUUUAGAUCUAAUUCCCUCUUUUCAGAUGUUUGCUGUUUCAGUUUUAUUAAUGAACAGCAAUUCAUCGAUUUCCUUCCACUUCAUUUUUUAGCUGCUAUGCGUUUGUCCUUCACGCAGAAUCCCUUUAAAAUACGUCUAACUUGGUUCUAAUGUGACACAGUGCGGUACUUUUCCAAGUAACUGUAAUCGUAGUGAUUUACUUGUCUAGCACUAUAGGUGUGGCGACAGUAGUGAAAGGAUUUAUUGAAGUGAAUCUUAGUUAAAGAGUUUUAAUGCUUGGUGUUUUUAUAUUGUCCUGUGAGCCACAGACCACUGUAACAAUGAUUUACUCCACUGUGACGAGCUGAAUCUGAGCUGUGUUUCUGUGUGACCCAUUUACAUGUAUUAAAGUGCACAUUUUUUCCCA